Messenger RNA from Paramecium octaurelia, 1871 nucleotides. Lineage: Eukaryota; Ciliophora; Oligohymenophorea; Peniculida; Parameciidae. The record is from the annotation of a GenBank genome assembly.
AUGGACCAAUUUAAAAGAAUCAAGAAAAUAGGCAAAGGCAAUUAUGGAGAUGUGUUGUUGGUGCAAAGAAAAUCAGAUGACAAAGUACUGUUUUUAUUUAUCCUUUCAGUUAUUCGCUAUAAAGAGAGUAGAUUUGAGUUUUAGAGAAAGCUAUGUGGUUGAUCCACUCAAUGAAGUUAAAUUGUUACGCAGUCUGGAUCACCCCAACAUUAUUUCGCAUUACGACUCCUUCACUCACAAUAAUAAAUUAUGUAUUGUUAUGGAAUAUGCUGAAAAUGGUAUCAAAUUCUUAUUCAAUUCUUCUAGCCGAUAUAAGCAUGAUGACCAACCAAGCCAAACAAACACAAACAUACAUUGAUGAAAAUACAGUUUAGUAUUUGAUUUAUGCAAUAUUAUAGAUUCUUGGCUGGUUUUCCUAGAUCUCCAUAGCCAUCUAAUACCUCCACUAGUUGAAGAUAAUCCACAGAGACAUCAAAUUACAAAACAUCUUCCUCUGCACCAAUGGAAUUGUAACAUUCCUUAUUAAAUUUAAAGGUCAAAUUGGGAGAUUUUGGAAUAUCUAGAACUUUAGACAAUACCUUAGAUCUGGCCUAAACAUCAAUCGGUACUAUGCUUUUUUAAUAUCGAAGGAACUCCAUUCUAUCUCUCUCCAGAAAUCUGUUAAAAUCAACAAUACAAUCACAAGAUAGAUAUCUGGAUGCUGGGAUGCACUCUAUACGAAUUGUGUUCUCUUCAAAAGCCAUUUAAAGGAGAAUCCAUCAGUGAAAUUGCUUUUAAGAUCAUCAAUGAACCUCAUCCCAAGAUCCACAGAAAUUAUUCAGAUUUCAUCUCACAACUAAUAGAUGAAAUGCUAGAAAAGAACCCAGAAAAAAGACCAGAUAUCUCGACUAUUAUCUAAUAUCCACAAAUUCAAUCAGAAUUGUACAAGCUACAAGGACUUUAUAAGACCUAAUUCAAUUACAUAUUACCAGUUUCCCCUAUGCAAUCCAAUAAAUCUUCUUAAAAGAAAAUGCACAAAAAUUCUAUUCACUUUCUUGUUGAGCAAUCCAAAUAAUUACAGCAAUAGCAAUAAUAAUAACAAUAACAAUCACCAUAAGUUUGUAAAUAGAAAAGAAGAAAAGUUUCCUUACAAUAAUUAAUUUAAGAUACUUCAAACUAGAACUCCCCUACAUUCAAAUAAUUAGCCACUGCUGAUAACGCCAAUAAGAAUAAGCCCUUAUCAUUUAAUCUCCAUACUCUCCCUGACGUCAUCAAUGAAUCCAUCUAAUAGAAUUCAGCUGUUAUGGCUUAAAGAUAAUUAAGAUAUUAGAAAUCGAUCUCCAUCAAUACUCAAAUUGAUGACGCUACGAAACGAGGCACAAAUGAAUAUGAAAAUGAAAAUCAACCAACUCUACUAAAGAACCCUAAGACCUUUUCAUUUGCAGGCUAGUUCUUAAAUCCUAACGCUCCCACUUCUCCCCAGAGAUCGAUUUUAUUGACAGAUUUUCUAAAGAGGAAGAUAGGAGAAGAGAGAUUCCAAUAGAUGAAGACUCUCUUAGAAUCCUCCAAUAAUCCUAUGAAGAUGUUGGAUCAAGAGAAAGAGUUGGUUAGUGAAAUAUUGGGAGAAGAAAACAUGGAAUGCAUCAAAGUAUUGAUAAUCCUUAUUGUAGAUUUUUAAAGUUCUAAUCAGUAGUUCAAUCACUCCUUAAGCCUAACAUACAAGAACUAAAAGUAGCCAAUCAUUUUAAUAAUAUAAUCAUAAUGAUCAGUCAUUGAUUGAUCUGAUUAAGGAAUCUGAUUUAUUACAAAAUGCGGAACACUCUUAGAAUUCAGUGUUUGAGAUUUCAUUUAAAAAUUUAUAAAAUUGCCAUGAUGCUUUUAAACAAUCGUGA